UUUUUGGACACACAGAGAGCAGACAGGAUGGAUUUCCUCCGGCUACAUCUCCCUGGGCUGCAUCAGGCCUUGAGGGGGGCACUGGAUUCCUUCAGCUCCUUUGUCUCCUACCUUAUAGGAGAUGAGGUUCCUACUGCAGAGAGAAGGGAGGCAUGGGCAGCUGAGGAACUGGGGGAAGUGGCCACAGGAAGGCCAGGGAGAACUGCAGAGGAGGAAGCUCAGGAGGCCCUGGAGAGCCUCAGAGGCAGCCAAAGCAAGGGGGAUGGAGGACUGAGAGGGUCCGAAGUGGCUAGAAGUCACCAGGAAGGAAGCUCAGCUACAGAACAGACCUGGAGUUGGGAAGAAGGCAGCUCCCACGGGUCUCAAGGAGAUAGGCAAGACGCUGGGGUCUGGGAGGCAGCCAAGGCCUUCAGGUGCCAGGAUCCAAGCUCCCCACUGGAGGUCAGAAGGAAGUCUGAGGCAGGGUCUGAGGCUGCUGGAGACAGGAGCAGCCAAGCCCAGGGGAGUCGGGAGAGCAAUGAGCAGGAAGUGAACAGAGAAGAGACACCGAGAACCUGGGAACAGGAGGAGGAGGAGGAGGAAGAGGUCAGGGCAAGAGAGCCAGGGGGGGCCAGAGGGGUGGAGUCAGAGUGGACUUGGCGCAGAGAGCCUGAGGGCAAGGCCAGCACUGGCAGGGAUGGCAGGGCAUCAGAACAGUCAGUCAAGGAGGCAGUUGCACAGGAGACCCAGGGGGCUGGGGCGAAAGAGGCCGAGAGGGAAGAAGAUGUGGUGGCUGUUGUGAGGGAUGGCCAAAGCACAAGGGCACAGGUGACACAAGAGCCAGGGGCAGAAUCUGAAGAUGGGGCCCCCUUGGGCAGAGAGGAGGUUAGGACAACCUCAAACAGGGGGCAUGCCAAGACAACCUUAGGUGGGGAGGAGGCUAGGACAACUUCAGGCAGCGAGGAGACUGGGACAACCUCUGGUGGGAGGAAGGCUAGGACAACUUCAUACAGGGAGGAGACUGACCUCCUAGGAGUCAAGGAGACAGAAUAUGAGGCCAUCCCAGGAGAUAGGAUCCCAGAGGGUACUAGGAUAGUCUGUGCCAUAGAGGAGGCCUCCAAGGGAGCCCAGAAGGAGGAGAUGAAUGAAAAUAGAGAGGUUGAGGUGAGCCUGUUCCUGAAACAGAAAUGGGGCCAGAGAACUGAAGGAGUGGGACAGGAGGCUAAGGACCAGGUGGCAGGGAAGGAGGCUGCCGAAGGCCAGGGCUCGGAAUGGGAGGCAGGGGAGGGCCGUGAGGGUCAGGCAGAUCAGGAUGGGAAAGAAGACAAGGAGACACAAAAUUCAGAGAUCAUGGCUCCUCAAGAGAGUCUGGAGGAGGAGGAGGAGAGUCAGGCAGAGGAGGCCAAGGAGGAGAAAGGGAAUGUCCAGGCCAUAGAGGCUGAGCUGUCCCAGGACAAAGUAGCAAACGAGGCUGAAAGUGUUGCUGACUUUGAGGCAACCCCAGAGACCAGACCUGAAAAGGAGUUCAGGGAGGAGAGGAGUGAGGAGGAAGGUCAGAUGGGUCUAGAAGAAUUGGGGGUAGAGUACGGUGGCCCCAAGCACUGGGUCACUGAAGGCUGGGAACCUGAGCUGAUAGGAGGUCUCCAGAUCCCAACAGAGCAACCAGAAGGACAGGAUGGUAAGGAAGAGCUCUGGAACAUUCCAGCCCUGAGCAAAAAGGAGACAGAAAAGAGCCUGGAGAAUAAUUUCAGGAACAUGGGUUAUGGAAAGCCUGAUAUCUCUGAAGCAGAAGCCUGGGAAAACCAGAGAAGGGAUGUAGAGAGAGGGAAUGCGCAGGAGGGAAAAGUAGGUACUGAAGAGGGGGAGGGGAAGGCUGCAGGAGGCAGAGAGUCUGUAUCGAUAGAGGUCCUGGAGGCAGACGGAGAGUGGAAGAAAGUAAAGGAAGCAGGGUGUGAGGCAGAGAGCCAGGAGCUAGAUGGAAGGUGUGGGGUAGAAGUAGGGACAGUCCAGUCACUGGGAGAGUCAGAUGUCAGAAAAAACAAGGAUGAGGAGGCAGAGGCCGAAGUGUUCUGGGACGUAGGCAGAACUCCCAGGAGAGACUGGAGGCUGGAGGAGGCAGCUUCAAGCCUGCAGGACAGUGAGGAUGAUACAGGGGCCAGUUCUUUGGCUGCUGAGAUUGUGGACAAUAAGGCAGCUUCAGAUGAAGGGGUUGCUGGGACUAGGGAAGGGCCUGGAAGAGAGGCCAAGGAAGCUGGGGAUGAAGCAUUUGGGAGAGGCCGGGACUCAGACGGGAGAGAGGAAGCUGGCGGAGGUGAGGAGCUAGUGGAGGCUGCAGAGGGAGAGAACAAAGGUGGGCAGGAAUUUGGCCCUGGGGGCUCAGCAGAGGAAGUUACUGGCAGAGGUGGCCAAGUGGAAGCUUUUGAGGCUCAGAAGGGUGAGCCAGGGGGAGAGUGGGUGGAGGUUGGGGAUUCUGUAGUGGCAGAAGGAAGCUGUGGGAUGGAUGGCUUUACCUUGGGUUCCCAGGCAGCAGGGGCAGAGGGGACCAUGGCCAUGGUGGAAGCCGAGGUGCUCCCAGGAGGGCAGAUGCUAUUGGAAAAAGAGGCAGGGAUAUGGCAAGUAAGGGAGCAGGGAGAAGGCAGUGAAGGGCAGCAUGGGAACCAGACUCCUGAGGAAGAGGCACAAAUGUCCUGUGAUGUGGAAGAUGUCCAGGUGACUAGACAUCACAGGGCAGAGGCCGAGGAGAUUGACCCAGAAGACCUGGAGGACGUCCAGGGCCAGGAGGACCAGUUGACGAAUCAGCACCCUGCAGAGGCUGAGCCUGGGCCACAAGAAGAGGCUGUGGGAAGUGCCCCAGGGGAUGCUCAUGGCGGCUGGAGUAAGGCCCUCCUUCCUGCAUCUUGCCUGGAUGUGUCUAUGCCUCGGAGCCGUGUACUCCUCUCCCGCAGCUCCUUGCGGCGUCGCUCCCGGCCCUCUUUCCGAAGGAUCCCCACCUCUGAGCAGCAGCAGGAGCCUGCCAGCCCCCCACCAGAGAAAAAGCUGUCUGCCCCUGAGCAGAGACCUCUCCAGCCAGAGGGACCCCCAGAGCCAAGCCCCACAUGCCCUGAGGGGACUCCAGUGCCAGCCAGGAGAAGUCCCCUGGGACACGGGUUUGGCCUUGCACACUCCGGCAUGAUGCAGGAACUCCAAGCCAGACUGGGCCGGCCAAAGCCGCAGUGACUGGGCCCUGAGAGCCAGGCCCUGAGUGAGAGUCUGAGGGCUUGGUUGAACCCUGUUCAGCUUGACUCCCUUGGCCACUUUGAAAGCACCCUUUCUACUAUCUGAGCCUGAAUUUCUUGGAGCUGAAUUCACAGAGCAGACAGAACCAGACAGCUCUGAUAACCAUGAACUUAAGGAAUCUGACUCUCCAACGCAGCUGCUGGACCACCUGCUGGACUGGCACCACUUCUCAUGGCCUGUCCUGACUACCUCCUCAGUCUGUCUCCGCCACUGUCUGGAAGACGGAGAGGGAACAGAGACAGUCCUCCCACAGUCUUUCCUCUCUGCCUGACCCCACUCCUUAACCCCCUUCCCAAGCCCUUGGAGAGCUGUGUGGGAGGAAGGCAAACCUCUGGGGUGGGAGCCAGCCCAGAGGAAAGGGGCUAGGAGGGUCUAUGGAGCUCUGUUUACAACCAAAGGUUGAUGUAGGCAGACCAGCCACCUUGAGCUUUGCAAAUGGGAGCUCAGCCUCUGAACUCUGCUGGUUACUAUGGCAGCCACCAAUUGAGCAAGCCAGAGUGGGGAGAGGUGGGCCAGGAACCCCAAAAAUGUAGGAGCAGAGAGAGGUCCAGGGUGGCCAAAGGCUGCUGAGUCCAUUCUAGCCCCACUGUGAGUGUCAGAAACCCCUUCUCUGAAAAGAAGCCAAGGCAGAGAAAGGGUGAGUGUUUUAUUAGACACCCGGACUGGUGGCCUAGCCUUAGGACAACCAGCAGGCCCUGAAACAAUAAAUAAACCAUUAUUUCCCUAAACAAUAAAUAAAUAUCUAAGA
Artibeus jamaicensis (Jamaican fruit-eating bat) is the source of this 4003-nucleotide messenger RNA. RefSeq names its product apolipoprotein B receptor (gene APOBR). The coding region runs from base 28 to 3195 and encodes 1055 amino acids. Gene Ontology annotation, molecular function: very-low-density lipoprotein particle receptor activity. Gene Ontology annotation, cellular component: membrane. Lineage: Eukaryota; Metazoa; Chordata; Mammalia; Chiroptera; Phyllostomidae. The transcript has 4 exons. Gene Ontology annotation, biological process: triglyceride metabolic process; lipid transport. The record is from RefSeq and is a predicted model, not a curated record.